Molecule: messenger RNA, 3414 nt
Organism: Phyllostomus discolor (pale spear-nosed bat)
Lineage: Eukaryota; Metazoa; Chordata; Mammalia; Chiroptera; Phyllostomidae
Product: caspase-14-like
Exons: 11
Coding region: 878-2506 (542 amino acids)
Biological process (GO): proteolysis
Molecular function (GO): cysteine-type endopeptidase activity
Source: RefSeq, a predicted model, not a curated record
UUCCUCCAGGCUGUUCUCUUAGCUGGUGGGGGAACCUAGACUUCGUACCCCUUGGUCUUCUGACCUGGUCGUCCUGGGGCAGCUACCAGGUGGGGCCACAUUCCUGACUUCCAGGUGGGUUGGGCCUCAGAGGGCAGCCGUGAGCCUCGGGACUCUAGUCCUGUGUUAGCCAGGGACAGCUCAGGAUGAAAGCCGGUGGCAUUCCUCCCUAUCCCAGCGGAGCGGGGCAGGGGUCUUUGCCAGGCCACUCCCUCUCUCCCCGUGGGUGAAUGAGGAAACAGGCUCAGAGGCAGGCUCACUGGUCAGGGUGGUGGUGGUGCACUCAAAUCCAUAGGAAGAGGGCUGCUGAGUCAAAGCGGCCGCUGUUCCCCACACUGCCCACUGACCACUCAUGUCAGAGCUGCUUCCACCCCUACCGGUGGUGGCCUCAGCAGACUCACUUGAGGAGUGGUGGGGCUGGCGGAGACAAAACGUUCUGUUCCCUGGUCUGUGUGCCACCCUCUCUGCCCCCCGGGCCUUUCCUCAGCCAGCCCCACUGCCCCCAGUUAAAUACUUGCUACCUCCUGAGGUUGCUGGGACAGACCCCACUUCUCAGAUGAAGAAACUGGGGUCUUACCAUGGACAGCUGGCUCCAGUUAGGGUUUCUGCCUCUGGGACAGUACCCUUCACUCCCUGUACUUUAUGCUUGAGGCUGCUGUGUGCAUGUCUGAGCACCUUGCAUGAGUGAGUAGGGGUGACAGGUGGCAGGAACAGUGCAAACUUUUUUGGAUGCUGAUUGCUGGCUCAGAAGGGAGACGCUGGGCGUAAUGAAAUCAGAUAAGAGGUGGCCCAGGAACUAAGAAUAGGAUUGGGCACAGGCUCCUGGUCAGGCAGGGGCAUGUCAGUACCAGCCAGGAAGCAGACUGCUGCACCCAAGGAACAGAGCAAGGAGUGGGGCUCAGGACCCAAGGUUCCAAGGAAGGGGGCAGAGUCCGGCUCAGCUCAUAUGCAGCUGAUAGGUCAGAAAUCAGGGAGAAGGCAAGGAUUGGGAUCCAAGGCACCGGGUGAGCUCUGUGCUCAGACGAAGCACCUCCUGGCAACCAUGGCCUUCCUGGUGUCUGGGACUCUGCAGGUGGCUGCACAAGUGGCAGAUGCUCAAGACAGCCUGGGAAGAAAGGGGAAGUACAGUGUGCAGGGUCCAAGGGUGGCCCUGACACUCAGCAGCCCUGAGGUGUCAGCCUCUACAGUGUCUUUCCUGGAGGGUGUGUUCCAGACUCUGGGCUUUGAGAGCUGCUGGAGGAGGGAGGCCUUGGUUCAGGACUUCCUUGAGGAGCUGACUGGGUUCCGGAAACAGCUGGUUGCCCAUGGGGCCCCUGUGGGCUGUGUCCUAGUGGCCUUGGUGGCCCCCAGUGGGCAGCUGAGGCAGCCACAGAAGUUGGUUUGGGAGCUGAGUGGUUGUGGGGCCCUGCGGGGCUGCCCCAAAGUCUUCCUCUUGCUCUCGAGCGCUCCUAGGGCCGCCCCCGAGCCCGGAGCCUUCCUCACUAGCCUGCGUGAACUCUGUGGCCGCUGCCCUCACUGGUCGCUGCUGCAGCUGCUGACGGAGGUCUUCUGCAGGACAGCUGAAGAGUCCUCAGGGGUCAUCUACUGCCCAGUCCUUCGGAGCUCCUUGCGGGGGGCACUGUGCCUUGGGAAGGCAGAGCCCUGGCGGCCUGAGGCAGAACCCAGCCCCAGUGCUCAGUACGACCAGUCUGGGGACAGGGCUGCCCUCCUGCUAGCUGUCAUCCGGGACCGGCCUGGGGCCCAGCACGAUGUGGACGCACUGGGGGGCCUAUGCCGGGCCCUGGGCUUUGAGACCACCCUGAGGAUAGACCCUACAGCUCAGGCUUUCCAGGAGGAGCUGGCCCAAUUCCAGGAGCGGCUGGACACCUGCAGGAGCCCCGUGAGCUGUGCCCUUGUGGCCCUGAUGGCUCAUGGGGGGCCUCAGGGGCAGCUGCUGGGGGCCGAUGGGCAAGAGGUACAGCCAGAAGCAUUUGUACAGGAGCUGAGCCGCUGCAGGGCCCUGCGGGGCUGCCCCAAGAUCUUCCUGAUUCAGGCUUGCCGUGGGAGACACAGGGAUGCUGGCAUGGGGCCCACUGCUCUCCCUUGGUUCUGGCGCUGGCUGUGGGCAGCACCAGCCACCCCCUCCCACGCCGAUGUCCUCCAGAUUUAUGCAGAUGUCCAAGGCAGCAGCUCCAGGGGCCGCACUCCAGGGAGCCGUGACCAAGCAGACAUCCUAACGGUCUAUGCAGCUGCUGAGGGCUGUGUAGCUUAUCGGGAUGAGAAGGGUUCCGACUUCAUCCAGACGCUGGUGGAGGUCCUCAGAGCUGCCCCUGAGGGAGACCUUCUGGAGCUGCUGACGGAGGUCAAUCGUCAGGUGUGUGAGCUGGAUGUGCUGGGUCCUGACUGCAAUGAGCACCGCAAAGCCUGCCUGGAGAUCCGCAGCUCGCUGAGGCACCGGCUCUGCCUGCAGCUUCCCAGUCGGUGCUGACAGUGGGUGGCCAUACCCCAGUGCCACCACAGACCCCACCCACUUCUCAGUUACUUUACCUACAAAUGGGGCAUCACAGCAGGGUGCUGGGCACAGCUGGCAUGCAAUAAACCUCUGUUGAUCACUGCAUACAUGAGUAGUGCCUGCUUUCAGGGGGGUGGGACAGUAAGUAAAAUAAUAUAUGCAAUGUGCCCAUCACUUUGUAAAGGCACAUUUGUGCCCCUGGAAACCAGAUGCUGGGCCUGGGGGAAAUGCGGGUGCGAGGAGGGUGGGCAGCAUCUGAGACAAACCCAGAAUGGGCUAGGCUGGGCUGGAUGUCCUGGGAAAGGGCAGCUUUGGGUACAUAUCACUCUCCCAGCCCACCUGCACGCCAAACGGUAGAAAAGCAGAAGACUUGUGCUCUGCCUUCACGACUGUCAGAGUCCAGUUUGGGGCCACAGUCUUGGAGCAAAGCAUUGCAGAUUUAGCGGUGCUGUGAUGCGGAAAGCACAGUGAUGGCGGGAGCAGGGGGCUCCUUCUGACCCAGCGCGGGCUGGGAGCACGUAGGGAAGGAGAUCGGAAAGGACCUCCUCAGGUAGGAGGGGCAGUGGGGGCCAGACCCGGUCUCAAAUUCACAACAACAGGACCUCAGGCUAAGCUAAAUUGAGUGGAGGAGCCCAGCUCGGAGCCCCGCCCACAUGGAGCUCGAAAGGGGUAGGGGGAGCAGAGCUCCUAUCCACUCUGAGAAUCCACACUAAUGCCUGCCGCGCAGGCGCCUAGUCAAAAAGCUUCAUGGAAAAAGCUAUAGAGCAUUUUUUUCACAGGGCCGCGUGGCCUAAUGGAUAAGGCGUCUGAUUCCGGAUCAGAAGAUUGAGGGUUCAAGUCCCUUCGUGGUCGCUGUUGAGGUUGGUUUUUCUCCUUCUGCUUAA